AUGAUACAAAAUCGACAAGAAAAAACACUUGCACAACAAUAUGUAAAUAUUUUUGCGGCAGUCGGUUCUUAUUGGAUUUGCUCAAUUGGCUUAGUUUUUAUUAAUAAACAUUUGUUGAGUAGUCCAGAUAUUGAGUUGGAUGCCCCUUUAUUUAUUACUUGGUAUCAAUGCCUUGUCUCUUUAAUUCUUUGUUUCACAGCAGAUUUACUUUCUCAAACUUUUCCAAGAUUAAUUACUUUUCCAAAAAUGGCUGUUGAUUUAAAACUUUGUAAAGCGGUUUUACCUCUCUCUCUAGUCUUUGUUGCUAUGAUUACUUUUAACAAUUUGUGCCUUAAAUAUGUUGGGGUGUCUUUUUAUUAUGUGGGACGUUCUUUAACUACAGUCUUCAAUGUGGUAUGUAUUUAA
Messenger RNA from Meloidogyne enterolobii, 405 nucleotides. The record is from the annotation of a GenBank genome assembly. Lineage: Eukaryota; Metazoa; Nematoda; Chromadorea; Rhabditida; Meloidogynidae.